Umbelopsis ramanniana AG is the source of this 475-nucleotide messenger RNA. RefSeq lists its product as uncharacterized. The coding region runs from base 63 to 404 and encodes 113 amino acids. The transcript has a single exon. NCBI's taxonomy places the organism in Eukaryota, Fungi, Mucoromycota, Umbelopsidomycetes, Umbelopsidales, Umbelopsidaceae. The record is from RefSeq and is a predicted model, not a curated record.
UGAGUUAGACAAGUAUUCUAAUUUAUUUGAAACAAACUUUAAUAUGGUGCUUGGAUGCAUCUAUGUACAAGGUCCUUUGCUUAAAGAACACUAGCCUACAUUCCUCUCUUCUUCCAUCUCGCUCGAAGGAAGAAAAAAAAAAAAAAAAAAAAAAACGAGGCUGUGCUAUUGCUGUACCGUGCGGUCAAUCAGCAGCUCCAAACCGACUUACUCGAUUGCUUGAUGCUCGACAAUGUGUUCCUCUUCAAGUAAGUCCACUCCACAUGCAUUGCUCUAGUGUUUGCCAAUGUUUAUACUGUGCUAUUUUGUGCAUGAUCGCAUUCAGGACAGACCGCUGUAAGAAGGAUCUGGGCUCCACACCCAUGACCUCUUUAUUGGGAAGAUGUUGCGCUACUUCGCUUUGAGAUUUGCAUCGAGGUGAAUCGCCUUCGAUGGAACUGAAAAAAAAAUAAAAAAAAAUAGUUAGCUGGUUGAA